AUGUACGUAAGGCUAUCGGCUAGAGGUGCGAUCGAGGCUUGUCGGGGUAUUCUUAAUAGUUAUGUUAAGAACGCGAUUAUAGUAAUCCGACCUCCCGGUUACUAUGCCGAACAUGACGAACUAAUAGGCUUCUAUCUAUUUAACAAUGUACCUAUCGCCGUUAAAGCCUACUAG
This is a messenger RNA of Aureobasidium pullulans EXF-150, 174 nucleotides long. RefSeq lists its product as uncharacterized. Lineage: Eukaryota; Fungi; Ascomycota; Dothideomycetes; Dothideales; Saccotheciaceae. Bases 1 to 174 code for a protein of 57 amino acids. The transcript has a single exon. The record is from RefSeq and is a predicted model, not a curated record.